AUGGCAUUGUUAAGCCAAUGGAAGGACGAGCUUGAGACUCAUUCGAAGCCUGACACAGUAUCUGUGUUAGUUUACUAUGGAGGGGACAGAACACAUGACGCAAAAGAAAUAGCAAGUCAUGAUGUUGUCUUGACAACUUAUGGUGUCUUAACCUCUGCUUACAAGCAGGAUAUGGGGAACAGUGUUUUCCACAGGAUUGAUUGGUAUAGGAUUGUUCUUGAUGAAGCUCACACGAUCAAAUCAUGGAAAACUCAAGGUGCUAAAGCUACGUUUGAGCUGUCUUCACACUGCAGAUGGUGUAUGACAGGGACUCCCUUACAAAACAAGCUUGAAGAUCUUUACAGUCUUUUAUGCUUCCUUCAUGUCGAACCAUGGUGCAAUUGGGCUUGGUGGAGUAAGUUGAUUCAAAAGCCUUAUGAGAAUGGCGAUCCACGAGGACUGAAAAUGAUCAAAGCAAUUUUGAGGCCAUUGAUGCUGAGAAGAACAAAGGAAACAAGGGACAAAGAAGGAAGUCUAAUUCUUGAACUUCCUCCAAUGGAUAUCCAAGUCAUUGAAUGUGAACAAUCUGAAGCAGAACGGGAAUUAUACACCGCUCUUUACAAAAGAUCCAAAGUCCAACUUGACCAGUUUAUGGCACAAGUAAGAGUUCCUCACAACUAUGCAAACAUCCUUGAGCUCUUUCUCCGUCUACGUCAGUGUUGCAACCACCCUUUUCUAGUUAUGAGCCGGGCAGAUUCACAAAAAUACGCUGACUUAGACAGCCUCGCAAGGAGGUUUCUUGAUAACAACACUGACUCAGUUUCCCAAAGCGAGCUUGAUGUUGUCAAGAACUGGAAGGAGUCUUCUAAAGUUUCAGAGCUGCUCAAAUGCUUAGAGAAGAUCAACACGGCCGGUACUGGAGAGAAGAGCAUUGUCUUUAGCCAGUGGACUUCGUUUUUGGAUCUUCUGGAGAUUCCGUUGCGAAGAAGAGGAAUCGAGUUUCUUAGAUUCGAUGGAAAGCUUUCUCAGAAAGGGAGAAAAAAAGUCUUGAAAGAGUUCAAUGAAACCAAACAGAAAACAAUUCUGCUUAUGUCUCUGAAAGCUGGAGGAGUUGGUCUGAAUCUAACAGCAGCAUCAAACGUCUUCUUAAUGGAUCCAUGGUGGAAUCCAGCGGUUGAAGAGCAAGCGAUCAUGAGAAUUCAUCGAAUCGGGCAGAAAAGAAGGGUAUGCGUCAGAAGAUUCAUUGUCAAGGGUACAGUGGAGGAACGGAUGCAGCAAGUUCAGGCGAGGAAGCAGAGGAUGAUUGCCGGAGCUUUGACCGAUGAAGAAGUCCGGUCGGCGAGACUUGAGGAGCUCGAAAUGUUGUUCCGAUGA
This is a messenger RNA of Microthlaspi erraticum, 1353 nucleotides long. The record is from the annotation of a GenBank genome assembly. NCBI's taxonomy places the organism in Eukaryota, Viridiplantae, Streptophyta, Magnoliopsida, Brassicales, Brassicaceae.